UGGAAUUGUAAAGGCAUGCAUCAUUCAAAAUCUGAUCCUAAAAUCUUAUUUAUUUUCUAGACCUCAAUUUAUACAAACUAAGCAGAUCUUAUGAUCUGUUGCAGUUUGCGAGAACAUGACAUGCAUCAUUCAAACUCUCAAGACCAUUGAGUUUCUCUUGCUCACUAGUCUACUAGUUCAAUCCUAGCAAAUAGCUACUUUGGUUCUUAAUUUAUCAAAGAAGAAGAAGAAAGGAAAAAGAAGGCGAGCUUGGUUUCAGUUGCUUAGUGAUCAAAGAUCCCCCUAGAUAGGGCUAAUAUGUGCACAGGGGGUCAACAGAAGCCUUCCGGCACCUAGAACAAAUCUCCCAUGCCCCACCACCAUGCCUUCUGACUUGAAAUACCUUUUGCAUGUAAAAAAUUCUGGCCUCCUAAUGGAAUAUGCCAUCCCGUAUUCCGGAAUCUGAGCUUAUCUUGCAUUCAAAUAUGUUAUUGAACGGUGUCAUCUAGCCUCAGGCGCCAACCCGAAGAACAACCCAUUGUUACUAUCGACUAACUGGGCCUUCUCGCUAACAUUAUCGAACACAACGUCCGCAAAGCAACCGUCUUCCCUCCUAUCCAAAACUUCAAUCUCACCAUUCUUCACAUAACCGUUGGCCAACUAACAACAAAGCAAUCCUCAUCAUGAAAUCCUUUUAUAUUCAAAGGGCGCAAUCAACGUUCCACACUAAGGCGGCAGUAGGAUAUUCCGCUAAGCAUAUCCAAUAUUCUCUCGCUCGCUCCAGCGUUUGUUCCUUAGAGGGAUCACCUUUCUUCCCCCUUCUUUAUGGCCGCCUAGAUCCCAAUCCUUCUCUUCUUUGAUUUAUAUAAAUAGAACUACAGCACUCAACAUUGAUCAAGUCGAUCCCUCCUAGAAUAGAGACUGGGAGAAGCCAAAAUGUCCUGUGAGAACUAUGAUCCUUGCUUCCCCGACCAGCCGGUUGUGGACCGUUACCUCCCUUUAUGGGCUAGCCAACCUAAUUUCCAGUACAAGCCUGCCUUCGUGUGGGCGGAGGACUCUCCCAGGGGCAUGCAAUGGGCCUCCAUCACCUACUCCGAGCUCAACUCCUCUGUGGAAGCCAUCGCCUCCCGGCUCCUCUACCCUCUCCAGAGAGGUGACACCCUCCUUAUCCUCUGUUCUCCUGGUCUCCAACUUGUCAAGCUCCUCUUCGCCUCUCAACGUGCCAGUCUCGUUGCUAUCCCUAUUAUUCCUCCAGAUUCUUCUUCCUUCUCCCCAGCCAAACAAGGUCCCUCCCACCACCACCUCCUAAGGGCCCUCUCCCAGGCCAACCCGAAGGCUGCCAUAGCCCAUCCAUCCUACAUCUCCGCCAUAAUCAGAUCUAUUUCACCGUCGACUUCCGACCGGCUUGCUUGCCUACUUCGCAAGCUCCGGUGGAUCUCCGUCGACGGUUUGGAGGAUGAGAACCCUAAUGCUUGCUGCCCAAAUUCGGACACUUCAGAGUAUUUGGGCUGUGGGCCGAACGACACUUACCUCGUUCAGUACACCUCUGGUGCAACUGGAAUACCGAAGCCGGUGCUCGUGACCGCCGGUGCCGCAGCUCACAAUGUGAGGGUGGCGAGGAAGGCCUACGACCUCCAUCCGAGCAGCGUCAUUGUGUCGUGGCUGCCGCAGUACCAUGACUGUGGCCUAAUGUUCCUCCUGCUAACUGUUGUCUCAGGUGCCACCUGUGUUCUCACCUCACCGGGGGCCUUCUUGCACCGGCCUCGCCUCUGGCUUGAGCUCAUCACCGAGUUCAAAGCCACUUGCACCCCAGUUCCUUCCUUCACCUUGCCUUUAGUGGCAAAAAGAGGAGGUAUCGACCAAGGGGCACUGCCUCUCAAGCUGGGGAGCAUGAGAAACCUAAUCCUGAUCAAUGAGCCUAUCUACAAAUUUUCAGUCGAUGAGUUUGUUGAUGAAUUCGCACGUGUGGGGCUCAACCCAUCGUCGAUCUCUCCGUCCUAUGGGCUGGCGGAGAACUGCACCUUUGUCUCCACCGCAUGGCAAUGCCAAGGGGAAGAACGGAGUGGCUACCCAAAUAUGCCGUCCUACAACAAGCUUUUGCCUUCAGCGAGGCUGUCAUCGCCUUCCUCCUCGUCAUCAUAUGAAGAAGAGGAGAUGGAUAUAAUCGUCGUCAAUGAAGAAACCUGCGAGCCAGUGGAGGACGGGGUGGAGGGAGAGAUAUGGGUCUCUUCACCGAGCAACGCGUCAGGGUACCUCGGGCACCCGUCCUUAACUCAUGAAGUGUUUCAUGGGAGGCUCCGAGGCAGGGCUGGCAAAUGUUAUGUCAGGACCGGCGAUCUGGGGAUCGUCAAGGGAGAUGAGAGGUAUCUUUACGUAGUUGGUCGGACUUGUGACGUGAUAAGAGUCCAUGAUGGCCGAAACUCGCUACAUGCACACUACAUUGAGACUGCUGCCUAUAACAGCAGUCCUAAGUAUGUGAGAGGAGGCUGUAUUGCAGCAUUUGGAGUGGCAUUGUCAAUGCCGAGCAAGAGAACGGUCGUGGCGGUAGUCGCAGAGUUGCAGAGGAAAGAAGGGGGAGGGAGAGUAAUUGGUACUUAUAGAAGGAUAGGCGAGGCGAUAAGAGAGGGUGUGCUGAAGGAAGAGGGGGUCCGGGUUGGGUGGGUGGUGAUGGUGGAGGGUGGGAGUGUUCCGAAGACAACUUCGGGGAAGCUAAGGAGGUGGUUGGCGAAGAACAUGCUGUUGGAGGGGAGAUUUCCAGUACUUUGUGAGGUCUGGUUCGAGGAAUACUCAUCGGCCAUUACGGAGAGAGGGGAGGAGGAUGGAGCGGGGGGUGGUGAGGUGGGAGAGGGAAUGAGAGAUGAGGCCCCGGUUCGGGCUCUAGGAACUGCGGGUCGCCGGUUCUCCUUGAUUUCGUCUUUGUGA
Messenger RNA from Phoenix dactylifera (date palm), 2901 nucleotides. Lineage: Eukaryota; Viridiplantae; Streptophyta; Magnoliopsida; Arecales; Arecaceae. The record is from RefSeq and is a predicted model, not a curated record.